This is a messenger RNA of Wyeomyia smithii (pitcher-plant mosquito), 3780 nucleotides long. RefSeq lists its product as uncharacterized. The record is from RefSeq and is a predicted model, not a curated record. The transcript has a single exon. Lineage: Eukaryota; Metazoa; Arthropoda; Insecta; Diptera; Culicidae. Bases 1 to 3780 code for a protein of 1259 amino acids.
AUGGCAAACAAUGAUAACGUGGAUGACGGCAUAAAUGCGAGUGCUUGUGCUGCUUGUGAUCGACCAGACUGGGCAGAUGACAUGGUUCAGUGCGACGAGUGUACCGAGUGGUAUCACUUCAAAUGUGCUGGCGUCACAGCAUCUGUAGAACAUCGUCGUUGGGAGUGCAGCGGUUGCCUUCCCAUUAGUGUGAGCAGCCGAUCUUCCAAAAUUUCAGUACAAAAGGUAUUGGAGCAGAAAAGGUUAGAAGAGGAGCAACGGAUUCGCCGUAAGCGAUUUCAACUGGAGAAAGCGAUCGAGAGGAAGCGGAUCGAUCAGGAGAGAAAUCAAAUAUUAGAAGAGGAAGAACUGGAGAAAACGUUCCUUAAAGAAAAAUAUGAUCUAUUGGAACGGCAGGAGGUACAUGAAACAGAAAGUGUUGUGAGCGAUAACUGUCGUACGACUCAUGAGAAGGUUUCGCAAUGGUUGGAGAAUGACGGACAAGUAGAGCCUAAUACUAGUACACCAAAGGUCGUACAUACGAAGGCAUCUAAUCUGGAAGCCCCCAAUCGAAAUUCUCGUAUGGAAAUGAGCUCAGUUUCAACCUGCUCGAUAAGCGGAGGGACAAAUGCAAAUUCUCUUCCUUCAGAUGCGCUCUCCAGACCGAAUAUAACGUCAGAUUUACCACCGCAACAUUCUAUCAAACGCUCAACCAACCCGAUGCCCCCCGCGCCACCAGCCAGUGCCUUAUCGGAUGCCGCUACCAUUGAGAUUCCACCGUUACCGUUUCGAUAUACACCGUCGCAAGAAGUUGAACUUCCACCAAGGGCAUCACGCCAUGGUGCAAAAAUUAGAAGAGCGCCACCGUUAAAACAAAGCUCGCGCCCGUUGGGUGCAAACAAACAAGUGCCCACUGCAUUGCAACCGGAUUUAAUAAACCAAUUGAGCGCCCUAGAGAUGGGGCCUUCCUCAUCGCAAUUAGCAGCUCGUCGAGUAAUGUCCCGGGACCUUCCGGAUUUCGAUGGCAACCCGGAAGAAUGGCCUAUUUUCAUUAGCCAGUAUAACAUCACCACAGAAAACUGUGGCUUCAGUGAUGCCGAAAAUCUGACUAGAUUACAACGGUCUUUGAAAGGCCACGCACGAGAAUCUGUGCGCAGUCGAUUGUUGUUACCCGCCUCCGUGCCUCAAGUUAUUGAAACCCUUCGACUGCUCUAUGGUAGACCAGCACUGCUCAUAUCCACUUUGUUGAACAGAGUACGCACGAUGGCACCGCCUCAGAUGGAACGUCUUGAAACCUUGAUUGACUUCGGGGUAGAACUUCAGGGGCUCUGCGAUCAUUUGCAAGCUUCCGGUGAAAUUGCACAUUUGAACAAUCCGUCGUUAUUACAGGAGCUGGAAGAUAAAUUACCAACAUCGCUAAAGCUCCAGUGGGGAAUGCAUAAGCAAAAUAGCCCAAAUGUAACCUUACAGACUUUUGCCGAUUACAUGUCACAAAUGGUUACAGCUGCUAGUCAUGUAACCAAGCUAGUUAACUGCUCCAACGAUCGACGUCUGGGUGAUCGUAGAAAUAAUAAAUCGAAGGAGAAAGUGCUACUAAAUACACACAGCUCAUGUGACGGACAAAAGCCAACAACCAGUAUCAUCACGGGUGUAUCAAAGAACUGCGUUCUUUGUAAUCAGUCGGACCAUCGAAUAAAGGACUGUAAACGGUUCCAUGGUCUCACUGUAGAAAAUCGCUGGAAUAAAAUUCAUUCCCUAAAACUUUGUCGUACUUGUCUCAAUUCACAUGGGAGAAAUCGAUGUCGGUUGGCAGUUAAAUGCGGGAUCGACGGUUGUGAAUUCAAGCACCACCCGCUGCUACAUUCGAAGGUUGAGAAUGAAACAAAACCCACUACUGCUGAGAGCCACUCGCAUCGCGAUACUGAGUCAAAAGUUCUUUUCCGGAUAGUCCCUGUAACUCUGCGAAGUAAAUCAGCGACGGUGAACACGUUCGCGUUUUUAGACGAUGGUUCAUCUCUAACGUUGGUAGAGCAGUCAGUCGCCAACGAGUUAGGUGUAACCGGACCAACGGAGCCUCUUUAUUUGAAAUGGACCGGGGAUGUAACACGAUGUGAAUCAGACUCUAAAGAGAUCUCACUUGAAAUAUCGGGAUUGGCUGGCACGAAAUUCUAUGGUAUCCAGUCAGCCAGGACCGUAUCUGAAUUAAAACUGCCGGUGCAAUCUCUAGACCCGUUCAGUCUUGCUCAGCAGUACCCUCACUUGAAAGGGUUGCCGAUUUCUCGCUAUGAAAAUGCAGUGCCACGCGUGCUUAUCGGUUUGGAUCAGGUAAACCUAUCGUUGUCGCUUAAAUGUCGUGAGGGACGGCUGGGAGAGCCAGUGGCCACAAAAACUCGUCUCGGUUGGUGCGUUCAAGGAGGCGGACGCAAUGGCAUUUUGAAGCCUUUAGGUGUCUGCUGUUACGUUUCAGACACUAGAGCAGAUAACGAGCUACGCGACCUGGUCAAAAUGCAUUUCGAGAUAGAUGAUAUUGGCACUAAGCCAUUGAUGGAACUGGAAUCGGUAGACGACACGAGGGCAAAAAAUAUUUUAAGAGACACUACUAAACGCACGGAUGUAAGGUUUGAGACAGGGCUCUUAUGGAGAUAUGAUCAAUUCGAAUUCCCGAAAAGUUAUCACAUGGCUCUUCGCCGGCUGGAGUGCCUAGAGCGGAGAAUGUCUCGAGACCCUGCACUGAAACAAAACGUGCAUCAGCAGAUACAAGAUUAUCAAUCGAAUGGCUAUGCUCAUCGUGCUACAGACGAGGAAUUGGUGGCCGCUGAUCCUCGCAGAUGUUGGUACUUACCACUGGGAAUUGUGACCCAUCCCAAAAAGCCCGGAAAAGUCCGUUUGAUUUGGGACGCCGCGGCCAAGGUAGACGGCAUUUCCUUAAACGCACUUUUGCUGAAAGGGCCAGAUUUGUUGUCAUCUCUGCCAGGAAUUUUGAUUCGGCUCCGCAAAAAACCCAUAGCGAUAAGUGGUGACAUACGCCAAAUGUUUCACCAAAUUCGUAUCAGACCUGAAGAUCGACACGCACAGCGUUUUUUGUGGCGGGAAGAUACAACCAGGAAACCGGAUGUUUUUCUUAUGGAUGUGGCAACAUUUGGCUCUAGUUGUUCACCGUGCAGCGCGCAAUAUAUCAAAAAUAAAAACGCCGAAGAAUACGCGGCUGAGUUUCCACGCGCUGCAGAGGCCGUGGUGAAGUGUCAUUACGUGGACGACUUGUUGGAUAGUUUUGACACCGAAGAAGAAGCCAUGCAAGUGGCAGCUGAAGUUAAACUUAUACAUAGCAGAGGCGGGUUUGACAUACGUGGUUGGCGUUCCAACUCUCCAGCAGUACUGCGACAUUUGGGAGAAACAGUUGUUCCGGCGGUUAAAAAUCUGGACUUAGAAAAGGGAGACGGCGCUGAAAGAGUACUCGGCAUGCUGUGGCUACCUACCGAAGACGAAUUGGCUUUCUCAACUCAAAUGCAGCAAGAUAUUUCAGAAAUUAUUGGCGAGGGCCGUCGACCAACCAAGCGACAGGUAUUACGAUGCGUUAUGUCAUUAUUCGACCCUCUUGGUUUGUUGGCUACAUACAUAAUUCACGGCAAGAUUUUAAUGCAAACGAUAUGGCGUUGCGGAACAGGCUGGGACCAAGAAAUUGGAGAUGAGGCAUUUGACUUAUGGAGAAAGUGGACCGACAAUUUAUGCCAUAUCGAUAAUAUUCGGCUUCCUCGAUGCUUCAUUGGCCGAACUCCUUCAGGAUCGAUACGCUCUAUUUAA